Molecule: messenger RNA, 720 nt
Organism: Protomyces lactucae-debilis
Lineage: Eukaryota; Fungi; Ascomycota; Taphrinomycetes; Taphrinales; Protomycetaceae
Exons: 1
Coding region: 41-403 (120 amino acids)
Source: RefSeq, a predicted model, not a curated record
UCAGAGUACUGUCCAGUCUGUUCUAACCAUCUCAGCACCGAUGUUUGGGCGAUCAAUCAGCACAAUCUUGGUCCUUGCUCAGAUCUCCUCCUUUCUCCUGCAUUCGGUCUUCCUCACUGGACUUGUCAAUACUGGCAUCGCACUUGUUUCCGCAAAGCCCUGCACGGCAUAUUGGCUCGAGUUUAAAGAUGGAGUACAGGACUAUUCGACGGCGACAGAGUGUCCAUACACUCUCAAACAUUCAGACACGGUGUUUCCAGCUACCAGUGCCCCUGCAAAUGACAAUGACACUGUCUGUUACUAUGUCCCGCACAACGACCAAUGUCCUCAUGAAGGAGACGAGAGCUACUUUAAAGAGAAGUUAGAGAGAAGUUUAAAAGAACCGACACUACGACUGCAAUGACUGGGGUUGGCAUUUUUUGUGGGCCAAAGUCAUUGCGAACGCAGUCCUGGAAGCUCCCUGAAAAUCUGUUCCAGGAAGAAGGUCGUCAAGUGUACUGGAGCCUCGACAAACACAAACAUGGGAUUUGUCGGCCUCAGUAUGCUGAUAUUCGUCAAGAACCCGCCUAUUGGCUAUCGAUUGAGGAGCCUUAUAUGGGUACGAGCGACGACUGCCCCCUCUACCUUAAUACCUUGAAGGGACAGAACCCCUGUGGCAUUGAAAAUGCCCAGCUUGACUCGUGGCCCUUCUGUCUUUCACAGUACCUGGGUUGUCGCUUC